Messenger RNA from Acaulospora colombiana, 1392 nucleotides. Lineage: Eukaryota; Fungi; Glomeromycota; Glomeromycetes; Diversisporales; Acaulosporaceae. The record is from the annotation of a GenBank genome assembly.
AUGGCGGGACUUAUAACUUACGUCACCUACUUCUACUACAAAUAUUUUACCCGUGAAAAUCCUCUACCCGGACCUGUGCCGCUACCAUUUGUUGGAAAUUCCAUUUUUUAUUUUAUUGAUCUUAUUGACGCGGUCAGUAAACUACAAGCAAAAUAUGGCGAUUUCUUCGAAUUCUACAUGGGAGGUGAACGCCAUAUCUGUUUACUUAAUGAAGACUUGGUAAAGGAAAUGACGAAACCGACACUCAACGGCAACUUUUUUCGACGUGGGAACGGAAACGGUGGAACAAAGGAAUUGGGACACGAUAACUUCGGGAUUGGUCUUAAUGAAAAUUAUUAUAAAUGGAGGUAUAAUCGAAAAUUCUUCUCGAAAACCAUUCUUUCGCCACUAUUUUGCAGGCAAGCAUUGACUUGCGUGCAAGCCGGAUUUGAGGAGAUGAGCGGAUAUUGGGAUCUACUAGGAGAGGAGGCUAUCAUAAAUUUCCCCGAAUGGAUAAAAAGAUAUUUCAUGGAAACCCUCACGAUCAUUAUUAGUAAUAAGCCACUUCAUGCUUUAUCCAAUUUUCAUAAAAAGUUGUCUAAUAAGGAGAUUAGUAGAGAGUCUGCCGAAAGUGAAGAGUUGGUAGAUACUAUUCGAUUUAUAAACGAAAUACUACAUUGGUUCGUAUUCAUGCCUGCAUAUACGAGCGGAAAUCGAAGCAACACCCAAAAUCAACCACUUGUUCCAGAUAUGUUAACUAUGUUCUUAACAGUUAAUACUCCGCGUGAUAUUACCGAAAGAAUUGCCGACGAUCAAAAUGAUAAACCGAUGACCGACGAAGAAGUUGUCGGGAAUUAUUUUGACGUUCUGAUAGGCGGAGUUGAUAACGGAGCAAAUGCUAUGUGUUUCUUAGUUUAUUACCUAACUCAAUAUCCUAAAGUUAAACGAAGGUUACUAAAAGAGAUUGAUACGGUUGUCGGAAGAAAUUCCAAUAUUAAAAUAACCAUGAACAUUAUCAAUAAACUUGAAUACACAGAAGCUUAUAUUAAAGAAGAUCCUGUUGAAAUUGGUGGCGUAACAUUCCCGUCCAAUACAAUAUUUUUCUCUAGUUCUUUUGCUCUUCACACGCAUAAAUCACACUGGUCCAAUCCCGAAGAAUUUAAUCCUGAUCGAUUUUUAAGGUCGAGUCCAGAGAGCAAAAAUCCUUUCUACAUGUUCGGCUCAGGCGAACGAAAGUGUCCCGGAAGAAAUCUAGCAAUGUUAGAACUCAAGGCUUCAUUACUUAUGCUGUAUUUAAAAUAUGAUGUAGAGCUCGUGGCACCUAUUAAGUUUAGCGGAAAGGCCGUAAGGAAUUGUACAGAGUUAAAAUUAAGAAUUAAAAAACGACGAGAUUUGAGCUUGGUUGAUUGUUAG